Molecule: messenger RNA, 2753 nt
Organism: Beta vulgaris subsp. vulgaris (sugar beet)
Lineage: Eukaryota; Viridiplantae; Streptophyta; Magnoliopsida; Caryophyllales; Amaranthaceae
Product: beta-galactosidase 14
Exons: 19
Coding region: 1-2508 (835 amino acids)
Biological process (GO): carbohydrate metabolic process
Cellular component (GO): vacuole; cell wall
Molecular function (GO): beta-galactosidase activity; carbohydrate binding
Source: RefSeq, a predicted model, not a curated record
AUGAGAAAAAAGCCAAUCAUGGCUGAAAGUCAUAUAAAUACACUUAUCAUAGGCCUUAUGUUCUUGGUCGUGGUGCAUUGUGACAAGAUAAAAGAAAUUGGUGAAGUUACAUACGAUUCACGGUCUUUGAGGAUCCAUGGCAAUAGAGAGUUCCUCUUCUCUGGUUCAGUCCAUUAUCCUCGUGUUCCCGUCGAGGAAUGGGAGGAUAUCCUCGACAAAUGCAAAGAAGGCGGCUUGAAUGUUAUACAAACAUACAUCUUUUGGAAUGUGCAUGAACCUGUUAAGGGCGAGUUUAAUUUCACAGGCCAAAGUGAUGUUGUAAGAUUCCUUAAACUAAUUGCUGAGAGAGGCAUGUGGGUUACCCUUAGGGUUGGGCCAUUCGUUCAAGGUGAAUGGAAUAACGGAGGAUACCCAUAUUGGCUAAGAAAGGAGCCCAACAUCACAUAUCGAACGGAUAACCCGACAUUCAUGAAAAGUACAGAAAGAUGGGUGACGAAAGUUGUAUCUUUAAUGAAGGAAAACAAGCUAUAUGCGUCACAAGGAGGUCCAAUUAUUUUGUCUCAGAUUGAGAACGAGUAUGAUCACGUUAGAGGAGCUUUUAGAGAUGGAGCUGCAGAGAGGUAUAUUAAUUGGGCCGGAAACAUGGCUGUUAGUCAGAUGACUGGUGUGCCAUGGAUCAUGUGCGAGCAAAAAGAUGCUCCCGGAGAAGUGAUCAAUGCUUGCAAUGGUAGACACUGUGGAGAGACAUUCGAGGGUCCAAAUGCACCUACUAAGCCAUCUUUGUGGACUGAGAAUUGGACUGCUCAGUUUAGAGUUUUUGGAGAUGUACCUUCUCAAAGAUCAGCUGAGGAUACUGCUUUUGCUGUGGCCCGCUGGUUCUCCAAGAACGGAAGUCAUACCAACUAUUACAUGUACCAUGGUGGCACAAACUACGCAAGAACUGCUGCCGCCUUUACUACCACUCGCUACUAUGAUGAAGCUCCACUUGAUGAAUUUGGUUUGAUAAGGGGACCCAAAUGGGGACACUUGCGGGAUCUUCACCGUGCUAUAACACUUAGCAAGAAGGCUAUAUUUAAAGGGAGAUAUGGUGUUGAAAAGUUCGGCCCGGAUUUGGAGGCACGUUACUACGAGAGGAAGAAGCUUUGUGCAGCUUUCCUGUGGAACAACAACACUCAUGCAAAAGAAACAGUGAAAUUCAGAGGCAAACAAUUCACUCUUCCACCCAAGUCCAUCAGCAUCUUGCCUGAUUGCAAGACUGUCGUCUUCAAUUCAGACUGCAUGGUAGCGCAACAUAGUUCAAGGGAGUUUGUUAGGUCUGAGAUAGCUAAUAAGAAUCUGAAUUGGGAGAAGACCACUGAAACUUUCCCAUCUAAAGGUGAUGUUUACUCAAGGAUGCCCUUGGAGCAGUUUCAUACUGCUGAGGACAGAACUGACUAUAUGUGGUACAAAACUAGUGUAGAAUUGGACAGUGUUGACUUGCCUUUCAGAAAAUCCCUUCAACCAGUCUUACAACUUUACCAUCUUGGUCACUCCUUGCAAGCCUUUGUCAAUGGACAUUAUAUAGGGUCCAGCCAUGGAUUCCAUAGAGCUCCUUCCUUCACUUUCCAAUCACCUGUCAAAUUAAAGGAAGGUGUCAACAAUAUAUCCAUUUUGAGCAACACAAUGGGAAUGCCGGAUAGCGGUAGUUAUAUGGAAAGAAGGUGGACAGGGCUAAAAUUUCUGGAAAUCCAAGGUUUAGGUACAGGAGAACUUGAUCUUUCUUCCAAUGGGUGGCAUCACACGAUUGGUUUGAAAGGAGAGAAGCUUCAAUACUUUACUGAGGAAGGAGCACAGAAAGCCAAAUGGACCCCGGCAAAGGGAGCUGGUGAUUAUCUUACUUGGUAUAAGGCACACUUUGAUGCCCCAGAGGGAGAUGAUCCGAUAGCUAUCAGGCUGGAGAACAUGACCAAAGGUGUGGUUUGGGUCAAUGGCCGAAGCAUAGGACGUUACUGGUCGAGCUUCCUCACAAUAAGGAACGCGCCCUCUCAAAGCGAGUACCACGUUCCAAGAUCAUACCUUAAGCCUAAGGACAACUUCUUGGUUAUCUUUGACGAGGCUGGUGGGAAUAUCGACACAGUUCAAAUCGAGACAGUGAACCGAGAUGUGAUUUGUAGCUUAAUAUCAGAGGACAUGCCACCCAGCGUAAUGUCAUGGAAAAGGGACGCCCAUGAUAUCCGUGCUGUGGCUGAAGAACCCAAGACGGAGGCAACACUUAGGUGCCCUAAAAAUAAAGUCAUUAGCCGCGUUGAGUUUGCUAGCUUCGGCAACCCCUAUGGUGUUUGUGGCUUCUUCCUCCUUGGCACUUGCAACUCUCCGAACUCUCAAAAGAUUGUCGAGCAGCUCUGUUUGGGAAAAGAAAGCUGUUCGAUUCCAGUUGAUAGGGAUCUUUUUGACAAAGGCAAGAACAAUUGUCCUGAAUUACCAAUCAAAGGCCUGGCCGUGCAAUUGAGGUGCAGCCGCAAGGUUUAAUACUUAUUGAGGUCCUAAUUUGUUUCCCUCUUUUUUUCUUUUUUGAAUUUGUAUCCCUUUCUUUUGUACUUAUUGAUGUUGUAAGUAGAUUAAAAUGGUCACCUUGGACCAUGAAAAAAUAUAUCAAAACUUGUUUGAUUAGAUAGAUUAGCGCCCGAAAGAGGUGAGAACAUUAGUAGCUCAUGCAAGAGGAGAUCAUAUUUUGAACGAUAUGAAAUAUGUAACUUGUACAAACUCAUUUUUUU